AAAUUAAACCAAAUUGACGUCCUAAACUGAAAUGAAUUGACUGAAGGAACCCAUAUUAGAUAUUGUUCCCACCCGGUCGAGUCGCAUCGACACACUUUGACGUACACAUACUAAAGGAAUAGCAACAUUAGCCCGAGCUAAUGUAAGAGCGACCGCUCGCUAGUUGGUAAUUACUCGUACAUGCACUUAUACAUAAAAUAAUGUGCCUUUCUUUUUAAUUAUUUAAUUAAAGUAUUUGUGUGCCAAUUUCCGCUCAUCGCAUUCUCGGUUUUUCAUGUUUUGUUUCACCGUUUGAUGUUUUACGUGAUCGAGCGGAACAUUAGCACAAGUGCAAACAAGGCGGAACGCUAGCAGCAAUUAGUGAACGGUAACAGUUCACCUGUUGUCGGUGUGCACUGAUGAUCUGCAGUCAAAUGUGCAAGCGCGAAAUACUUUGAUAGGGAAAAGGGGAUAUUGAUAAAAAGGAAAACUCGCUGCAGUGCCAUCAGUUGGAUCAUCAAAGGCCCACAGGAUGGCUGCUCCUGGAGCUGCAGCCGGACCAAGCACCUCCAACUGGAAUGCCAGAAAUAUUCACAGUGAUCUGAAUCAAAACGAGGAGGACUUGGACAGGAUUGCUGAAGCGAAUGAACUUUAUGAUGCUGUUCUGACCGGCUCAGUCGAUCGGGUAAAGAAAGUGGCUAAAAAGGCAUCACCUCCUUAUAAGGCAGCAGUUCAAGAUGAGUUCAAAUCAGUAGAGGUGCACGGAGGAAACUCACAGAAGCGACUGUCGUUGUAUAUUGGAAGUUUCCCCUGGUGGACAUCUGAUGGGGACAUCACAUCUAUGGCCCUAACCUUGGGUGUGAGGGAUAUCAAGGAGAUCAAAUUUGCAGAGAACAGAGUGAAUGGCCAGUCAAGAGGCUAUGCAGAAGUAGUGGUGACCUCAGAGGAAUCAUUCAAAAUACUGUUGGAAAAAAUACCCCAGUGUAAACUGAACGGGGAAACAGUUGAAUGCCGCUUUGCCACUCGACAGAACCUCACCGUGUUUGAGGACGUUGCAAAUAAACGUAUACCCCUCCGUCUAAAUUCAAAAGAUCCCAAGGAGUCGGAUCAUUCAGAUCAGGCUCCCUCAUUACCACAGGAGCCCAUCGCUCCACCAAGACCCCCAAUUUUCCCAACACAUGCGUUUCCACCUAUGCCUUUCAUCGGUCAUCCGCCUCCUCCCUUCCCACCUAUGCCUCCACACAUGCCACCUCCCCUGCCUCCGCCUAUAUUCCCUCCUCAUCCAGUCCAUAUUCCCAGCCAACCGCCUCCUAGUCUUCAUAUAAACCCUGCAUUCUUCAACCAGGAUGGACACGGCAGCAAAGCUUACAGCCAACACAAACAAACACCUCAGAGUCCAGAGGAGGAUUUCGAUGAGCUAAUGAACAGAAAUAGAGCCAUCGCCAGCAGUGCCAUCUCUAAGGCUGUGUCUGGAGCAACAGCUGGAGAUUUGCAAGUGGCGAUGGAGACUCUAUUAACUGCCAUUGCCAUCAUUAAGCAGUCCAGAGUGUACAGAGAUGAACGCUGUCAAGCGCUGGUCACCUCCCUCAAAGAUUGCCUCGUCUCCAUCCAAGGAAACUAUGGCUACAGGGGAAGCAGUCGUUCUCGGGAAAAAGAAAGAGACCGCGAUAGGGGCCGUGACCGGGAGCGAGAGCGGGAUAGAGAAAGAAACCAGGAAGAUUCCUCUGGCUGGGAAGGAGCGGGAGUGUCUCGAAGACGCAGAGAACGUUCCUGGAGUGGAGAUCGAGAGAAGGAGCGCUCGCGGGAACGUGAACGGGAACGUGAAAGGCACAGAGAUCACAGAGACAGAUACCGCUGACAUGGCAGGUCACGUCUAUAACGGUUAAGCAGAGCAAAGACAGGACUAUUUGUUUCUGCGUCAAGCUGUAGUAAAAAAAACACUUGGAGGAUUCUAAGGUGAGGCUGAAGAUGUGUCUCCAAAAAGUAUAAUAAUGUGUACUUUUUGUUCUUCAGUCAACUGUACAUAGUGGGACUUUUUCCUGUUUUAAGAAGAAAAAAAAUGUUGUAGGAUUAUUUUUCAGGUACACUUGCUUCUGGGACAUCAGUCCAAAGCUUGCAUGCAUAUGAAAACUGAUUAACUUAAGUAAUACAUUGUAUUGUUUAUCACUUUCUUUU
This is a messenger RNA of Solea solea (common sole), 2154 nucleotides long. Its product is annotated as cleavage and polyadenylation specificity factor subunit 7-like. Lineage: Eukaryota; Metazoa; Chordata; Actinopteri; Pleuronectiformes; Soleidae. Gene Ontology annotation, molecular function: mRNA binding. The record is from RefSeq and is a predicted model, not a curated record. Gene Ontology annotation, biological process: mRNA alternative polyadenylation. The transcript has 9 exons. Bases 512 to 1837 code for a protein of 441 amino acids. Gene Ontology annotation, cellular component: mRNA cleavage and polyadenylation specificity factor complex.